CAGAAAUGUCUGGUAGAGGAAAAACCAGUGGGAAGGCAAGAGCCAAGGCGAAGUCUCGUUCAUCCAGAGCAGGGCUGCAGUUCCCAGUCGGUCGUGUUCACAGGCUGUUGCGGAAAGGAAACUAUGCUCAGCGUGUGGGCGCUGGAGCCCCGGUCUAUCUGGCCGCGGUGCUCGAGUACCUGACUGCUGAAAUCCUAGAGCUGGCCGGCAACGCUGCCCGGGACAACAAGAAAACCAGAAUCAUCCCGCGUCACCUGCAGCUCGCUGUCCGCAACGACGAGGAGCUUAACAAGCUGAUGGGAGGUGUCACCAUCGCUCAGGGCGGAGUGCUGCCCAACAUCCAGGCUGUGCUGCUGCCCAAGAAAACCGAAAAGCCAGCCAAGAGCAAAUAAACUUCACAGAAAACCCGUGUAUUACACCAACAAAGGCUCUUUUAAGAGCCGCCCACCUUUUCAAUAAAAUAGCUUUUUUUCUAGUAGA
Molecule: messenger RNA, 480 nt
Organism: Polyodon spathula (Mississippi paddlefish)
Lineage: Eukaryota; Metazoa; Chordata; Actinopteri; Acipenseriformes; Polyodontidae
Product: histone H2A-like
Exons: 1
Coding region: 6-392 (128 amino acids)
Cellular component (GO): nucleosome
Molecular function (GO): DNA binding; protein heterodimerization activity; structural constituent of chromatin
Source: RefSeq, a predicted model, not a curated record